Molecule: messenger RNA, 2006 nt
Organism: Cheilinus undulatus (humphead wrasse)
Lineage: Eukaryota; Metazoa; Chordata; Actinopteri; Labriformes; Labridae
Product: homocysteine-responsive endoplasmic reticulum-resident ubiquitin-like domain member 2 protein
Exons: 9
Coding region: 273-1424 (383 amino acids)
Biological process (GO): endoplasmic reticulum unfolded protein response
Molecular function (GO): protein binding
Source: RefSeq, a predicted model, not a curated record
GAAGAAGAGGACCCAGUAGGUUCAUCCCGGUUCAGCCAAGGAUUGGAGUCCUAAGUAGGCUGUGUACUUCUGUCUCUAGGACUGAACUGGGCAGGCUCCAGCUGUGUCCCGUUUGAACAAACCACAGGAACACCUUGCUGAUGCAGAUUAACAUCAUCCGACUUUACAUAACAUUACUGCUCCUAUGGUAGCCCGGAGGGAUUAAGAAGAAAAGUACUCAGCGGACCUAAAAUAGAACCUUUUUAUUCACCUGAGACAAAUGAUUUUGUGUCAUGGAUCCAAGUGUUGUGGACGGUCUUGUGACUCUUGUCAUCAGGGCACCCAACCAAAAGUACAAUGACCAGACCAUCAACUGUUGUCAGAACUGGACUGUGGAGAAGCUCAAAGCUCAUCUGUCUGAUGUAUACCCAAGCAAACCUAGCUCAAAGGACCAGAGGCUGGUGUAUUCUGGGAAGCUGCUUUUGGACCACUUUACCUUGAAGGAUGUACUUAGAAAGCAGGAUGAGUACCAUAUGCUCCAUCUGGUGUGCGCCUCAAGAACCCCUCCCAGCUCCCCGAAGCCCCCCCGCAGCCACAGUAACAAGCCUCAGGAGAGCUCGUCCGGUCCCACGUCACAGCAAAACUCUUCUAGUUCUUUACCUGGUCAGCAGAGCCAGUCAUCUACAGCAGAGAGCAGUGAUGGACUCAGACAGAGAGCUGGACACUUUCCAGACCCCCAUAUGUAUGCACAGUUAAUGCACAGCUGGAAUCAGUACCCCCCAAUGUCAGCUCCUCCCACCAACAUGGCUGCCUAUUACAACCCCAUGACACUGCUGUGGUGGCAGCAGCUUUACGCCCGGCAGUACUACAUGCAUUACCAGUUACUGGCUGCCUCCUCUCAGCCCUUGCACACAGAGCAGCCCUCCACUCAGUCUAACCAGCAGGAUCAGGUGGGUGAGCGACCUCAGAGGAAUCGCCGUGUCGUCAAUCCUGAAGUUCAGAUGAACGCCCAGGGAGGGGAGGUUCUCAAUGAGGAAGAGCUGAACCGGGAUUGGCUGGACUGGGUGUACACGUUUUCACGCGCUGCAAUCUUACUCAGUGUCGUUUACUUCUACUCAUCGUUCAGUCGCUUCAUUAUGGUGAUGAUGGCCAUGCUGGUGCUCUACCUGCAUCAGGCCGGCUGGUUUCCCUUUAACUUGGAGAAUGAACUGUUUCCUGACAGAGCCAACCAGGAUGAGAUGGAGGCAGAGCUGCACAACCUGGACCUGCAAGAAGUGGACGGUCUGAUGGAUGACGGCUCAGAUGAUGAUGGGGAAAGCGGGGAGGAGGGAGCUGACGAUCCAAACAGCGGCCCUCACACAGGCUUCCUGUCCUCCACGUGGUCCUUCAUCAUCACCUUCUUCAUGUCCCUCAUCCCUGAGGGGCCGCCAAACGCUGCUAACUGAACCACAAGCCCCCACUCAUUUCAACAGGAGCACGUAGUUUCUUUCUUUUUUCUUUAAGAGGAGGACAGAUAGCUGACCUGCUCCUGUAACAGUGCAGUGUUAACUUUUCCUCUUUGUUAUUUUAUGACAUAUCCAAGACUUUGAGCCAAGACACAAGUGACUGAUUUAACCUGAAAAAAGGAAAUGAACCCUUAUUAAGGAGGGCUUUUUUUGUCCGAAUAAAUACACAAACUGUUGGAUGACAGGAUUUUUAGUUAACCUGCUACAUACAAGGAGGACUAGACAUGUCUUGUAUAAAUAGUCCAAAAUGUGUUACUUCUUUUACUUAUGAAAUAGGGACAAAGGCACAUUUAUAAAUCUUAAGCACUACUUUUGAUUAACCAACUGGAUUUUGUUACUUUAUGAAGCUGCGUUUUCUGUUGAAAUAGUUUUACGUGUAUGUAAAGAUUUUUUGUUAUGUUGUUUGUAUCCAAAUGAGACAAUUUAAAAGGGCAGCACAAGUCCAAAGCUGGACCUGAGUGGAUAAAUCAAUCAUGUAGCCCCUGUGAUAACAUGAGAGUUUAUUAAAUGUGUCUGAACACA